Messenger RNA from Cryptococcus wingfieldii CBS 7118, 927 nucleotides. RefSeq lists its product as hypothetical. Gene Ontology annotation, biological process: coenzyme A biosynthetic process. Gene Ontology annotation, cellular component: phosphopantothenoylcysteine decarboxylase complex. Bases 1 to 927 code for a protein of 308 amino acids. Gene Ontology annotation, molecular function: phosphopantothenoylcysteine decarboxylase activity; FMN binding. The record is from RefSeq and is a predicted model, not a curated record. The transcript is spliced from 5 exons. NCBI's taxonomy places the organism in Eukaryota, Fungi, Basidiomycota, Tremellomycetes, Tremellales, Cryptococcaceae.
AUGCCGCCUUCGACUUCCUCGCCAUACCAACACAAAUCACCACGCCCCUUCGUUUCAGCCAAUCAUCGUCCAGCCGACAAUGCACCCGACGGUAUUUUCAGGGUCGUCUUGAUCAGUAGCGGCAGUGUGGCCAGCAUCAAGGUACCGGAUAUUGCUGGAGCCCUUCUCAAGAACAAGAACAUUGCCCUCCAGAUCGUCGCCACCAAAGCAUCCACUCACUUCUUUUCUCAGACCGACAUCGACUCUUCCAUCUGUAGCUCAAUAUCGGUACCCCCAUCCGAUUCGUCGCCAGAUAUCGGCGUGAGAGUCUGGACUGAUGAGGAUGAAUGGGCGGAUUGGAAAAAGGUCGGAGAGCCAAUAUUGCAUAUCGAGCUGAGGCGCUGGGCGGAUUUGGUCGUUAUCGCGCCUUGCUCGGCAGACAUGCUCGCAAAGAUCGCAGGUGCUAUAUGCGAUAACCUUGCCACAUCACUGCUCCGUGCCCUCUCCCCCUCCACCCCUGUCGUACUGUGUCCAGCCAUGAACACCCACAUGUACCAACAUCCCUUCACCGCCAAACAUCUCUCCACCGUGACUCAAGAGCUAGGCUAUCUGGUUUCGGGGCCACAGGGUGCUGGAAGGCUGGCUUGUGGAGAUGAUGGACCUGGCAAGAUGACAGAUUGGAACGAUAUCGUGUUGACUAUCGAAGGCUUCGCUUCCAUGUUUCAUAAACAAUACCACCUUCAUCUCAGUUCAGCAACGUCAAACUGGACUACUUCUACACCUUCGGUAGUUCCUAGUACAUCGCAAGAGCCAUUACUUCCCCAGAACGAGGCCAAGGUACAAGAAAAGAAAGAAGAGUCGGCAGGGAUGAAAGACUGGCGAGAACAGUGCGGGAUACAUGGAGAGGAUGGGUCGUUUUGGAACAAGAUGUGGUGGACGGGGGUAUGA